Molecule: messenger RNA, 999 nt
Organism: Ambispora gerdemannii
Lineage: Eukaryota; Fungi; Glomeromycota; Glomeromycetes; Archaeosporales; Ambisporaceae
Source: the annotation of a GenBank genome assembly
AUGGAUUCUCUAAAAGCCGAGAUCGAGAAAAAGCGUAAAAUUUUAGAGACAGUUCAACCAGAAGAAGGCCCAAAAAAGAAAAAAUAUGUACGACGGGCAGAUCUCGAAAAACAUCGAGAACAAGAGUACUUGCUCGCUGAACAAGAAUACUCUGAAAAAUCUGCUUCCGAUAGUGAUAUGACACAAAAAGAGGAAGAUCAAAAAGAAGAUGCAUUCAAUAUUUCUCCUGAAGAGGUGGUGCGUCGCCUUCGGGCCAAAGGACAACCGAUUCGCUUAUUUGGUGAAUCGGAUAAAGAAAGGAAAAUUCGUUUGCGUGCAAUUGAAUUAAUUGAAGAAAGGACAGAGGGUCAACGCAAUGAUUUUAUGAGAACAUUGGAAGAAAUGGAGACUGGGCUUGAUUUGGAAGCUCUCAAGAAGACAGCAGACGAAGAACUAAAUGGGGAUUCUUCCAAAAAGAAAGCAAUAGAAGAUUCUGCAUUGGAUACAUCUUUUAUUAGCAUUGACUUAUUAGAUAAAGAUCCCGACAAACUCUAUGUACUUAUUUACACAUUCUUUAAGAGACUUUUACGAGAAUGGGAACAAGAAAUGAACAAUCGUCUUGAUAAUGUUAAACGAAGUACGCAAGGAAAACUAGCAGCGGCGAUUCAACGACAAACCAACGAAUAUCUUCAACCAUUUUUCAGAUCAUUAAAGAAAAAAUCGAUAGAACCAGAUGUAUUAGCACGAGUCACAGAAAUCACACAUUUCAUGCAAAAGCGAGAAUACAUCAAUGCAAGCGACGCGUAUCUUCGUUUGUCAAUAGGCAAUGCACCAUGGCCUAUUGGUGUCACGAUGGUUGGUAUUCAUGAACGUUCGGCUCGUGAGAAAAUCUUCUCAGCUCAAGUUGCGCAUGUGCUCAAUGAUGAAACUACACGAAAAUGGAUUCAAUCUAUUAAGCGGUUAUUAAGUUUCUGUCAAACAAAGUAUCCUCCUGAUGACAAUGCUCAAUUAAUGGGUUAA